UGCAGAUCCUCCGAGGGUCUAGAAUACUGAGGUGGAAGACACCUUUUGCUUUAGGGUGCGUGUGUAUGGAUUUGCCCUGACGCGUCCUGGUCACGGAGAGAUGUCAAGGCGCAGGAGUCUGGUUACCUGAGGUCUCCUCCGCCUCGGGUCUAGUUUCAGGAUCUCGGGUCGUCCUCCGCACCAUCCGGGAGUCGUUUGAGCAGGGUCAGAGGGUAGAGCCGGAGGCCGCAGGCUCACCGCGGACUGACGCACGCGUGUGGACAGGAUGCCGAGCCGUUGUCCCGGGGUCGCGGGGCCGCCCGCCUUGGCCCGGACGGAAGGCAGCGAAGGGUCAGCUGGACAGUCUUAUCACCAGAAUUCCAAAGGCACUGGUGAGCAGCAUAAAGCAGAGAGAAUCAAGGAGGGACACAGAAUGUCCUCACACACUGCCAAACUGCAGGAGUUAUGGAGAACUACUCAAAUCCAAACAAUUCACAUCCCUAAAUCAAUGACAGAUGCGUCUUUUCUAAAGCAUCCAGAACUCACCUCAGGCCAGAAGCGCUACCUGUGCAGCAUUGCUAAGAUCUGCAACUCCAGCUAUCUGAGGACCUUAAUGAAGAGGCAGUACAUGCAUCUGUUUCAUCACGGGUUACAGAAGCCAGGUGUCCUCACUCAUCAUAGAAGCCAUAUCAGCUCUCGAUACUCACAGAAACAGCAUUCCCCCUGCACUACAUGGAGACACCAUCUGGAGAGAGAAGACUCUCUGGGCAUUGCAGCAGAAGCACCUGAAAUGAUCAUACAUGCCCUUUGGAGACCCCUGAGACACAAAGAAGGGUUAAAAAUUGGAUAUGCAUCUAAAACAAGAUGCAAGUCCCUGAAGAUUUUUAGAAGACCAGGCAGACUGUUCUUGCUACCAGUUUCUUCUAAGGAUUAUCAGCCAUGCAUGAACGAUGAGACAAAGGAAGAGGAUCUACUGAAUGAGUGCAUGCAGUCCAUGUCCAUUCAGGAACAAGGCUCAUCUCAUGCCAGCCUGACAGUCUCGUGUCCCACACCAAGUUCAGCCAUCCCCUAAUACCCACAUGUUGAGCCUGAGGGGACAGUGAAGAGUUGGAACCAUGUAUGGGAUAGUGCUAGUAGCUGCUGGUAUGUUAUUUUAGUUAUUGAGAAAUUUAUAAUAGCCUUCUUCGUCUAAUAUAUUUCCGUGUUAUAUCUGUAAUGUAUGCUUGUUUCUAGCUAGAACAAUUAAAAUUUUACUUGCCAAAUAAAA
This is a messenger RNA of Rattus norvegicus (Norway rat), 1246 nucleotides long. It is a transcript of the gene Fam216a, whose product is annotated as family with sequence similarity 216, member A. The record is from RefSeq and is marked provisional. The transcript is spliced from 7 exons. Bases 266 to 1051 code for a protein of 261 amino acids. Lineage: Eukaryota; Metazoa; Chordata; Mammalia; Rodentia; Muridae.